Penicillium crustosum is the source of this 17013-nucleotide messenger RNA. Its product is annotated as nonribosomal peptide synthase. The record is from RefSeq and is a predicted model, not a curated record. The coding region runs from base 1 to 17013 and encodes 5670 amino acids. Gene Ontology annotation, cellular component: cytoplasm. Gene Ontology annotation, biological process: amino acid activation for nonribosomal peptide biosynthetic process; secondary metabolite biosynthetic process. Lineage: Eukaryota; Fungi; Ascomycota; Eurotiomycetes; Eurotiales; Aspergillaceae. The transcript is spliced from 2 exons. Gene Ontology annotation, molecular function: catalytic activity; phosphopantetheine binding.
AUGGCCUCAAUUAUUGCCAAUGAAAUGUCUCUGGACAGCAUGAAAGCUGCUGCUGUGGAAGUCACAACCGUGGAAUCUACCACCGGGUCGAGUUCUGCAAGCAUCAGCGAAAGCGAGGUGGAAUCCUCCCAGUCAUCCGACAACGAUUCGCCGAAAAGAGUUCAGCAACAGCUCGAGAUCUUCCCUGUCCUGCCCACGUCGGUCUAUCAACCGUGGGCUAGCAGUCAUAGUGUAGUCCAGUCGGUAGAUAUCUCACAGUCUACUCGGGCAAAUGCGAAGGCCUCAUUGCUUUGUGCCUGGGCAGUGCUUCUUGGAAGAUACUCCGCUUUGACAACGGAUGUCAUUUUUGGCGUCUCCAGCGAGGCGAGCAGCUCGGCAAGAGCGCUUCGCGUGACCUGGGACGCGGGAAUGAAGUCAUCAACCCUGUUUGAGCUGGUUCAGAACAAAAUCGACAACGAAGAUGAAGCUCCGUUCGAUACAACGCUUCGAACCGCUGUUGUGAUCAGCGUCAACGAAAACCAAUCAAUUCCACAACAACACGCUCUCGUUCUCACCAUUCUAUACACCACACCUACCACGAUCCAGGUAUCUGCCCGGUUUGACCAAAACGUUUUGGAUGCUCGUCAGGUGGACCGCAUCGUACACCAGUUUUCCCACGUCCUACUUCAGCUAUCCCAGUCACAGGAAUGCACAAUCAAUGAUUUGGACCUGUGCUCCCCGGAGGAUCGCAUUGAAAUUUCCCAAUGGAACCCACCUAUUCCUGCUGCCGCAGAUACUACCAUCCAUGAAAUGGUACAGCAGACAUGUCGCCAGCGCUGGAACGAGCUGGCUGUGCAAGCUUGGGAUGGAGAUUUGACAUAUGGAGAGGUUGACACAGCAUCAACCAAAUUGGCUCAGCACUUGCGGAGCAAGUUCCAUAUCGGGCGCGGUAGCUGCGUGCCCUUGACUUUCGAUCGUUCCAAAUUUGUUCCCAUCACCCAACUUGCAGUGCUAAAGGCUGGCGCUGCAUACAUUGGCACAGAGCCCUCGCAACCUAUCACGCGCCUUGAGAAAAUCUUUACUCAAGUUGAUGCAAAGUGCAUCCUGUCUUCGCCUAAUUGGGUUAGCAAGAUGUCAGGAAGCGUCGGGAAGGUUAUACCCAUCAACCAGGAUCUACUCGACAGUCUUCCGGAACAGGAAGAACAACUCCCAGUAGUGGAUCCACAAUCGACCGCUGUUGUGAUCUUUACCUCCGGAUCCACGGGAACACCUAAGGGAAUUGUUAUGCGACACACGGACUUGGCAUCGGCCAUCGUCGCUCACUCAGCCGGCAUGAAGAUCCCUGAGCGAACCCGAAUCCUGCAGUUCUCGUCAUUUAACUUUGAUCACUCCAUCUAUGAGAUCAUGACAGCUCUUAUUGGCGGCUGCAUUGUGUGUGUGCCAACAGAGGAGCAGCGCAUGAAUGACCUUGCCGGCGUCAUGCGCGAGAUGCGUAUCCAAUACCUCUACGCCACACCUACCGUAGCCAAGCUUCUCACGCCAAGCGAGGUCCCCAAUCUUGACACCCUCUACUUGGGUGGUGAAGCCAUUUCCCAAAAUCUCCUCGAUCUUUGGAUCGCAGACAAGCGGGUCAUCGCUGGAUAUGGCCCAACGGAGGCGGGUAUGUGCGGUUUCUCCGAAUUCACAGCCGGGGACGUUGCGAGCACAAUCCACGUUUCCCAAGGAGGAAUGAACUGGGUUGUUGAUCCCAAUGACUAUAACAAACUGGUUCCCAUUGGAACUCCUGGUGAACUUCUCCAAGAGGGUCCUAUGGUCGCUGCUGGGUAUUUGAACAACCCUGCCGCAACUGCGCAGGCCUUCGUCGACCCGCCAUCAUUCCGACAGAACAGCACAUCUCGAUUCUACAAGAGUGGUGAUCUUGCCCAGUACAACUCUGAUGGAACAUUCAAAUUCAUUGCCCGUAUUGACACUCAGGUGAAAAUUCGAGGCCAGCGCGUGGAGCUUGAGGAGGUUGAAGAUCACCUGCAACCCUUGGUAUUAUCAGACCUAGCCUUCUGCGUCGACGUCGUCCGGCUCCAGGGAGCAACUUCGGAUGCACUUGCUGUGUUCCUAGCCCCAGAAGAACCCCGGGAAACGAACAACGUCGAUGAGGUUUCUCUCGCUGCACAGGAUGAUGUUUCACGCUGGCAAAAAUUGACGAUGCGCAUCGAGUCCGAGAUGGCCCAGACAUUGCCAGUGUACAUGGUCCCGACGGUAUUCAUCCCUCUGUCGACGAAAUUCAGUCUGACAGCAUCUGGAAAACUCGAUCGCAAGAAGUUGCGCGUUUUCGCGGCCACUCUCACACCGCAGGAUAUUGCGGCUUUCCGCACACCCCAGGAAACACUCCCUAUAUCCACGGCUAUGGAGGCUCAGCUCUGCGAUAUUUGGCGAAGAGUACUUGGAAUCGCCCAGUUGAACGAUGCGUCUGCAAACUUCUUUGGCCUGGGUGGUGACUCCAUUGCCGCUAUUCGGAUGGUGUCCCUAUGUCGUGCCGAAAGUUUGAGCCUCACGGUCCAGGCCAUUUUCGCGAAUCCCAUCCUGUCUGAUAUGGCACUUGUCGUUGAAAUUCGGGAUGGCUCGCGAGGCCUUGAUCUUGAAGCUUUUGCUUUAGUGGACAAUCACCUUGAUGAAUUGCGUGAAUGCGCCAGUAGGCAAUGCGAUAUCCAGCCUGACACCAUUCAGGAUAUUUUCCCUGCGUCGCCAUUGCAGCAGGGUUUGAUCGCCCUUUCGGUCAAGACACCGGGCUUGUACCUCGUGCAGAAGAUCUUCAAGUUGAUAAAUAUCGAUGUGGAUCAAAUGAUGCGGGCUUGGAAUACGGUGGCUCAGCGCAGCGCGCCCUGUCUGAGCACCCGCAUCUUUGAGGAUGAGUCUGCAGAUCUAUGGCAAGCUAUCGUCAAGGAAGACUUGCAGUGGACAACCGUUACAGAGGACGUGGAAUCCUAUCUUCAGCGGGAUCUCGAGAUCCCCAUGUCAUUGGGGGCGCCACUAAGUCGUUUCACAUUGGUCCACGAUCCUACAACUGGCCCCGUGCUUGCACUUACCAUACACCAUGCUGUUCAUGAUGCCUGGUCUCUCGACCUACUCCUGCGGGAUUUCGACCGCGCCUACCAUAACGAGGCCGUCGAAUCGAGUCCCAACUUCGCGGGACUGAUCGCUCAUCUUCAACAGAUUGAUGCGAAUGCCAUGCGCGACGGCUGGCAGCAACAACUGGAUGCCGCUCCACUGACACCUUUCCCUGAGAUCCCCAGGGGAUAUAUUCCCAAGCCAAAUGCCUUCGUGGACCUUCAAUUUGAACUGCCGACAGUUCACGAUACCACCGAAUCUGGCAUUCCAGCUGCGAUCAAGGUCCGUGCAGCAUGGGCCUUGCUGUUGGCCAGCUUCGUCGGCUCAGAUGAUGUCGUCUUCGCAAACACGAGCAAUGGACGUGGUGCCCCGGUUUCUGGUAUUGAGGAGAUGAAGGCGCCAACAAUCGCCACUUUCCCCGUGCGAGUCAAGUUGCAGCGUGAUCAGACCUUACGUACGUUCCUCCAAGACCUACAAGUUCAAUCUGCUGCCUUGCUGGAGCUGGAGCACUACGGUAUGCAGAACAUCCGCAGCCUGAGUGAGGACGCUCGUAUUGCUUGUGAUGUCCAAUCUCUGCUGCUCGUUGAGUAUGACUCCGAGGAGGCGCAUUCUCGUCUGCUUCAAGAAACUCGCAGAAGAACGGGGGUGGCCUUCCAUUCCUUUGCGUUUGGUCUGCGAUGCACCAUUGCCAACCAGAAGGAUGUUACUCUUGAGGUGAACUGGGAUGAAACUUGUCUAAGUUACGAACGCGUUCAACUAAUCUUGAAUCAACUCCAACACGUCGUGGAGCGCGUCUUUUCCAUAAGCCCCAGCACCCGCGUGAAAGAUAUCGAUUUGGUCGGCGCAGCGGACCUAGCGACCCUCGCACAGUGGAAUGCGAUUUCUCCUGUCAAGCAGUCAGAAUGCUUGCACCGUCGCUUUGAGCAGAUUGCUUGCAUGUAUCCCAGCAACAUUGCUGUCGACUCCUGGGAUGGCAGGCUCACCUACCGCGAGCUGGAUGUCAAGUCCACUCGACUCGCGCAGCUCCUCAUUCAGCAGGAGGGACUUCGUGAAGGCGAGCCCGUGCUCAUUUCUUUCGAAAAGUCGAUGUGGACUGUGGUUGUACUUCUGGCAGUCAUGAAAGCUGGCGGAGCUUGUGUAAUGCUAGAUCCAACAGUUCCCAAAGAACGUCUGCAACGUGUCAUGCAGAAAACCCAAGCACGAACACUUAUUGCAUCGCCACUGCAGAUGGAGGCUUUACGCCCCAUUGGCUAUUCCUUGGUGACUGUAUCCGCAGAAGAGAUGGCGAUUUUGGAAAAUGAUCACGCCUCAACACCUAAUAUCGAUUCGACCCAUGGUUCUCCAGAAAGCCUCGCUUUCGUGGUCUUCACUUCCGGUACGACAGGUGAACCCAAGGGUAUUGAAAUCUCCCACGAGGCUGCGUGUAGUAGCAUCGAGGCUAUUGCGUCGGUUAUGGAGAUCGGCACGGCCUCUCGUGUUGUCCAGUUUGCGCCCUAUGCAUUCGACGCAUUCUUUGGAGAGGUUUUUGCCAUGCUCCUCCGUGGUGGAUGUUUAUGUUGCAUUACCGAUGAAGAGCGCAACAACAAUCUUUCGAAGUCUCUGCAAGCCUUGAAUGUGAAUUGCGCUUUUCUGACCCCAACUGUUGGUGCAUCGCUCGAGCCGGCCGAAUUGCCUCAACUCGACUUCUUAGCGAUGGGCGGCGAGCGCAUGACAGAGGAAUGCACACGGAAGUGGGGCGAACGCAGCUUGAUGAACGUCUACGGACCAGCCGAGACGACAAUCAUGUGCUCUGCUUUCCGCGGUAUUACAUCCUCCGAUGAUGUUUCUAACAUCGGUCGCUCUGUUGGCGCAAGAUUGUGGAUUGCGAAGAAAGCCGACUUCAAUCAACUGGUCCCUAUCGGAACGGUUGGCGAGAUUCUCGUCGAGGGACCUACACUAGCAAAGGGCUACCUGGACGAUGAGGUCAAAACUCGUUUGGCAUUCGUAAAGGAUCCUCGUUGGACACUUGAUGGGCCCCUGGCCCCUCUGUUCGAGGGCAGUGAGCGCCGAUUCUACCGUACAGGUGACAUGGCACGAUACAAUACCGAUGGCACCUUGCAGAUCAUGGGUCGAGACGAUUUGCAGGUCAAGAUUCGUGGACAGAGAGUCGAGCUCGCUGAGGUGGAAAGCCACUUGCAGCGCAAUUUGCCUGCCGGUGUUCAAGUCGCAGCCGAUGCCAUCAAGACAAACGAGAACCAGAACGAUGCAGCCAUCAUCGGGUUCAUUGUGCUGGAUUCCGUCGACGCUGACCAUCCCAUGAUUGCCACGUCGAGUGAAGCCCGACGGGAAUUGAAAUCCUUGACUGAAGGGCUAGAUGGAAAGCUUUCGAUGUCAUUGCCGCCGUACAUGGUUCCUAGCAUAUUCUUGCCUCUGACACGCCUGCCUCAUACUGCCACAAACAAAAUAGAUCGCAGUCGUCUUCGCCAGCUUGCCUCCGCUCUAUCUCGGAACGAGCUGAUUUCCUUCUCCCGUGCAGGCACCAGCCAUGCCCCGCCCUCUACACCUGGGGAGAAACGCAUGCAUGCACUCUGGGCACAGGUCUUGGGCUUGCGACCAGAUGAAAUUUUUGUUCAGGACAACUUCUUCCGCCUUGGCGGAGACUCCAUCAGCGCAAUGAAGCUUGUCACUCGCGCGACAGCGACCAACUGGCGAUUCCAGGUGCUUGAUGUUUUUAGAAACCCGAUCCUCGCAGACUUGGCGCGCGUGGCCCAGGAUGUGGACCAUCAGGAGCAAGAGGUUCUCAAGCCAUUCCAGCUGCUUCAGUUAACUGGCGAGUCUAUCGAAACCACGCUUGACCGGGCAAGUGAGAUAUUGGGAGUGCCUGUCCACGAUAUUCAGGAUAUUUACCCGAGUACCCCAUUACAGAAUGCUCUCAUGGCCCUGUCGGCCAAGGAGCCCGGUACAUACUUCGGGCAGAUGGUAAUUAAGCUCCCCAGAACGAUGGAUCUCGAUCUCUGGCGAAAGGCGUGGAUGACCAUCUAUGAUCGCACACCAAUGCUUCGCACAUCCGUCUUCCACGCCCCAUCCGGCGGACUCAUGCAGGCUGUGGUGCGCUAUGACGAGCACUGGGGUGCUGAGGCUGAUUUGCAAGACUACCUUUGGCGUGACAAGCGCGCGCCCAUUGCCGUUGGCGAGCCCCUAGUGCGGUAUGCCUUGAUUGAAGACCCCACUGGCCGUGGAAACCCCCCACUUUGUGCUCUCCAUGCAUCGCGCGGCUCCUUCCUGGAGACCGACAAUGGUCCCCUGGAACAGUAUUGGAAGAGUCAGAUGCAGGAUGCUCCAACCAUGGCCUUCCCGCGUCUGCCAGAUAUCUCGUAUCGACCGGCCGCAAACUCCCACUUCACCACUAACAUUCCCCUGGCAGCGCGGCAGUGCGACUACACGACAUCUACGUUCAUUCGCUCUGCAUGGGCUUUACUGCUUGCCCGAUAUGCUGAUGAUACCGAUGACGUCGUGUUCGGAGCAAGUUUGAACGGUCGCUCUGCACCUGUGGAAGGUAUCCAGGCAGUCUUUGGCCCUACUACCGCUGUCGUGCCAGUCCGUGUGCAAAUUAACAAACAGUCGCAAACGGUUGACGGCUUCCUGCGCCAGAUCCAUGAACAGGCUCAAGAGAUGAUGGCAUUUGAGCAGUACGGCAUUUACAAUAUCAGCAAGCUCUCCGAACAGAUCAAGUCCGCCUGCGACUUCCAGACUCUUUUGAUGAUUCAAACAGAGGCUGAAUCUGGACCCGCUGCCACUGGUGGAAAGCUGGACAUGCAAGUCGUCAGUAACUCCUUCGCAGGUCCAUUCCAUACAUUUUCCAUGAGUCUGGACGUUGUCAUUGCCGCGGACAAAUGUCGAGUCACGAUUGAAUAUGACGCGAACUUGAUUGCCGCCGAGGAGAUCGAGCGUCUAUCGGCGCAGCUGCAGCAGGUAUUCGAAUUACUUCAUGAUCCUGCCCUGGCUGAUACGAAACUGUCCGAUCUCGACUUCGUCAGCAGUGGCGACAUAGCGCAACUUGCACUGUGGAAUACAACCCCUCCUGCACCUCAAGAUGAUCUUGUGCAUGCCACUUUCCAAAGGAGAGCGUCUCUUCAGCCCGACGCGCCAGCCGUCCGUUCAUGGGAAGGCGAGCUCACAUACGCUCAACUCGAUAUUCAGUCUUCAGCAAUCGUCCCUGAAUUGAUAGAGCGUGGCAUACUACCAGGCAUGAAAGUACCAUUGUUGUUCGAAAAGUCCAUCUACACGGUCGUGACGAUGCUAGCACUGCUAAAGGCCGGGGCCACCUGUGUGUCCCUUGAUCCUGCUCAUCCCCUGGAGCGAUUGCAGGGACUCGUGAAGGAUGUCGACGCAACCCUAGUUUUAUCGAGUCGUCGCUGGUCUGAAAAGGCACUGUCAUUGAGUGGCUCAACAUUCACAGUCGAUGCAGAAUCCAUUUCCGAGGCGGAGAUCAAGCAUCCUACAUCGUCAACCAUGGUCUCCGACACCGUGAAAUCAACCGAUGCAGCAUUCAUUCUCUUUACCUCCGGCAGUACAGGUAAGCCUAAGGGAAUUCUUAUCAGCCACUCGGCGUUCACCAGCAGUAUUGUCGGACAUGGUGAGACUCUGCGCUAUGGCGGUCCCGGUUCUUGCAAUCUACAAUUCACUGCAUACACCUCCGACGUCAGCAUUGGCGAGAUUUUUACAUCCCUCUCCGUCGGCGCAUGUGUUUGCAUCCCAUCCGAUGCCGAGCGCAUGAACGGCCUUGCUGAGGCAAUGGAACGCAUGCAUGUCAACUGGGCGUUCUUGACCCCCAGUGUGGCCUCGUUGCUACACCCGGCCGAUGUACCUUCUCUCAAGACCCUCCUGUUUGGGGGAGAAACCGCUACCGUUGAGAAUGUCAAAACAUGGGCUCCAGCUGUGUAUCUCAUCAACAGUUUCGGCCCCGCUGAAUGCUCUAUUUGGACUCAUUGCAGCCCUGGCAUCUCACCGUCAGCCUCUGGUCACAAUAUUGGCUUCGCUCUGGGAUGCAACACCUGGAUCACCGACCCGGUCAAUCAUAACAAGCUUGCUCCCAUUGGUACCAUUGGUGAGCUGGUAGUCGAGGGUCCCAAUGUUGCCGAUGGGUAUCUUAAUGAACCAGUUAAGACAGCAGCUGCCUUCAUCAAUGCUCCAGCAUGGUUCCCUCGCGUGGCCAAUCGCCCAGCUGGUAAGUUCUACAAGAUGGGUGACCUUGUACGGUACCUGCCCAAUGGUCAAGUUCACUAUGUUGGUCGACGUGAUACACAGGUCAAACUGCGCGGCCAGCGUGUGGAGCUCGGUGAGAUUGAGCACCGACUGCGCGAAACAAUGCCGGACAUUGCAGAGGUGGCUGUGGAAAUGGUUCGUCCAGCAAAUGGAACCGCUCCACCGAUGCUUAUGGCAUUUUUGAGCGUUGCUACCGACGUGGAUUAUUCGAAAGCCGGCGAGGUGCUUCCGGAAAUCGCGUCUUUGGAAGUCGAGCUUACUCGGUACCGCGAGGCCAUGAAGGGAGCCAAUGCAAAGCUUCCAGACCUAUUGCCUAUGCACAUGAUCCCAUCUGCAUAUGUUCCCCUGCGAUUGAUGCCCUUCACAGCAUCCGCUAAGACUGACCGCAGCAAGCUGCAGAAGAUCGCUCGAGGACUUUCCCGUGAGGAUAUCUCGCAAUUCUCUCUCGAGGCACACAAGAAGGCUGCCCAACCUCCGACGACAGAUAUGGAGCGUCUGUUGCAUGGAUUCUGGGCUCAGGUCCUCAACUUAGCACCCGAAUCAUUCGGCCGUGAUGAUAAUUUCUUCCGCGUUUCGGGCGACUCAAUCAUGGCCAUGCGACUUGUCGCACUUGUUCGCACGGCUCAUCUUGACCUGACUGUCGAGACCAUCUUCUCCAAUCCUGUCCUUUCUGCUAUGGCGUUGGCCACCACCCAGCUCCAGGUCGCCAACACCGAGUUGCAGGAGUUUGCACUCGUCAGCGACAUCGCAGUACUUCGUCGAGAAGCCAGCAUUGCUUGCCAGAUUCCUGACAGUGCCGUCGAGGACAUCUACCCGACUACAGCACUGCAGGAGGGUUUGCUGGCCCUUGCACAGAAGGAAACUGGCUCUUACAUGGCCCAAUUCGCAUUCGAGAUCCCCGAUCGGAUUGACAUGGGUCGCCUUCGUGCCGCCUGGGAGACAGUUUACCAGCAGGUACCGAUUUUGCGUACGCGUCUAUUCCCCAGCGCGCAACAUGGUACUAUGCAAGUUGUCGUCCAAGGUCAGCUCCGGUGGCGCGGUGGAAAUAAUAAGGCCGCCUAUCUGGAGAACGAUCGUCGCGCAGGAAUGAGGACAGGUCAACCCUUGUCCCGAUUCGCGAUUGUUGAAGAUCGCAUUCUGGUCUUCACCGCCCACCACGCGAUUUACGAUGGCUGGUCCGUGCAGCCGAUCUACAGACGUGUCGAAGAAAUAUAUCACGGCUUAAACACCAAGCCACCCAUUCACUUCAACACUUUCAUCCACCAUGUCCUUUCUGUCGACCCCAAAGCGUCAGAAGAUUUCUGGAGAGCGCAAUUGGAUGGCGUCCCGCCUCCAGUUUUCCCAGUGUCCGUUGUCAACCGCCAACAUCGCUAUGAGGAUGCCUACAUUCAUCACGAUGUAGCCUUCAACAAGCGCGCAGGGUCUGAAAUUUCCAGAGCGACGCUUGUUCGAACAGCCCUAGCACUGGUGCUUGGGCGCUAUUCAGACCUUGAUGAUGUUGUAUACGGCACCACCACCAGUGGACGUGCUGCUCCUGUUCAUGGCAUUCAUGACAUCGCUGGUCCAACAUUGGCGACGGCUCCCAUGCGCGUUGCCUUCCAGCCUGAAAUGAGAGUUCAAACAUUGCUUGAGAAUGUUCAAAAACAGGCCUUGGCAAUGAUUCGCUAUGAGCAGAUUGGUUUGCAAAACAUCAGACGUCUCUCUUCAGACGCAAAAGCAGCUUGCGACUUCCAAACUCUUCUCGUGAUCCAGAAUCCCGAGGAUGAUGUUAAUCGCGGGCAUGCGACUUUCCUGGGAUGCCCAACUGCGAACAAGGACUUCUUCAAGCCCUUCCACACGUACCCCUUGGUGUUGCAGUGCACUUUCAAUCCUACCGGCUACUCCCUGGACCUCAACUACGAUAUCGCUUUAGUCCCUGACUCACAAGCCCAUCGGAUUCUAGAGCAUUUCUCAUACCUUGUGGAACAACUUGACACAGACUUAGGCGACAGACAAGUGCAAUCGCUUGAUUUAAUGGUUCCCGCUGACUAUGCUGAUAUUCAUACGUUCAAUCAGGCCAUCACGCAGCCUGUGGAGCGUUGUCUGCACCAGCUCGUCGAAGACAUCGCUCACCAGCAGCCAGAUACUGACGCGAUUGCCUCUUGGGACGGAGUUCUCUCGUAUCACAGGCUUGAUCGUCUGACAUCUCAACUUGCAGCCAAGGUACUUGCCUCACACAACAUCUCCCCUGGGUCCUUCAUCCCUGUUUGUUUCGAGAAAUCUCUAUGGGCUAUCGUUUCAAUGAUCGCCAUCAUGAAAGCCGGAGCAGCCUAUUGUCCUUUGGAUCCACACCAUCCACCUGAGCGCCUGCGCGAAAUCUUAGAAGACAUCAAUGCGCCAGUGAUUUUGUCUUCAUCGGCAAAUGUCUCCCUGUUCUCGGACUACAUGAUCCCUACCGUUGUGGUUUCGCACGAUCUCUUCGAUGACAAUAAAAUUUACUCUAACCCAAAUGUGACCAUCAACCCAUCUCAUCCAGCGUAUUGCUUCUUUACGUCUGGCAGCUCAGGAAAGCCCAAGGGUGUCAUCACGUCUCACCGAGCCAUCGCCACGAGCGUGUCAAACCACGGUGUAUUCGGCUUUAGCCGCAAGCCGCGGAUCUUGCAAUUCACAGCUUUCACAUUCGAUAUUUCUGUUGUUGAGAUAUUCUCUACUCUCGUUCAUGGAGGAUGCGUCUGCAUCCCCUCCGAAGACCAGCGACUCAGCGAGAUUGUGCCCAUUAUGAACGAUAUGAAGGUCAACCUUGCCAUCCUCACUCCUUCUAUCGCUCGGAUUCUCUCCCCGGAACAGCUUCCCCACCUGGACCAGCUCAUUCUCGGUGGUGAACCCAUCCGAAAAGACUUGAUUGAACGAUGGGCCGGCAAGGUGCGUCUUGUCAACGGUUAUGGUGUAACUGAGGCAUCAGUUUGCAACGUCAUUUGCGACAUUGACAGCCCAAACUUCUCAGAGCGAACGAUUGGUACUGCGCUGGCCAGUACCAGCUGGCUUGUUGAUCCCAAUGAUCAUGACCGUCUUGUCCCAGUUGGCCUCACAGGGGAACUGGCUAUAGAAGGACCGAUUGUCGCCGACGGGUAUCUCAAUGAUCCAGUCAAGACAUCCGCGGCUUUCAUUGAGAAUCCCAGAUUCCUGGAACAGUUCCCCAACAAGCAGCAUGGAUCUGACCCUCGCCGCAUCUACAAGACAGGUGAUCUUGUUCGCUACCAGCCCAAUGGUUGGAUCGACUUCAUUGGCCGCAAGGACACUCAAAUCAAACUGAACGGCCUCCGUAUUGAGCUGGGCGAGAUCGAAUAUCGCGUCCGAACUGCACUUGGCCCCUUGCCUGAUUUUGCCAUCGAAAUUGUUGCGCCAGAGGGGCGCGUUGAAAACCGCACCAUUGCACUCUUCCUCUCUGCCAGCGAUAGUCAUGGGGAUCCUCAAACCCUCAUUCGCACUCUUGAUGCGGAUUUGCGACAGACAUUGCCUGCCUACAUGAUUCCUACUAUUUGCUACUUCCUCGAGCAGAUGCCAUUACUGGUUUCCGGUAAGGUUGACCGUCGGGCGCUCCGUACUUUCUCCCUUGAUGCCACGCCCGUUUCGCUACAGCAUCAAUUGGCAGUCGAGCCUCUGCAACCUGUCGAAAGUGAAGCCGAAAUGACUCUGCAGGUCAUGUGGGCAAAGCUACUUUCUCUUGAUCAUGAAGCCAUUGGCCGGAAUAGCUCUUUCUUCCGCAGUGGUGGUGAUUCCCUUGUCGCCGUGAAACUAGUUUCCAUGGCUCGAGAGCAGAAUAUUUACCUCAGCGUGGCGACAAUUUUCGAGCACCCUGUCCUAUCUGAGAUGGCACUGGCCAUGACUGCCUCCACAGGUGGUCUCAUUCACGAGCCACCAUCCUUUUCCCUCAUUCGCCGUGAGCCUGUGAGUAGCCUACUGCAGGAGGCGGCACGUCAAUGUGGAGUCGCCAUGCAUGACAUCGAGGACAUGUAUCCCACCACUCCCCUUCAAGAAGGAAUGAUGGCUGCUUCAAUCCAAGACCCUGGAACCUACAGUGCGCACUUUGCGUAUCGACUGGCUCCAUUCCUUGAUGCUAAGAAAUUCAGUCAGGCCUGGCACGCUGUGAUGGAGCGUGCUAGCGUCACCCGAAUGCGUAUGAUCCACACAACCGCGUCUGGCUUUGUGCAGGUUAUCCUGCGACGACCCAUCGAGAUCGAAUUUGUUGUCUCCAACGACCUUGAGCAGUACAAGCGUGACCAACUUCGUCGGGUCAUGGAUCUUGGAAAGCCGCUGUACCGUAUGGCUAUCUUGGGAGAGGGUGGUGACGGUGCUGCAACUCGCUAUUUCAUAUUGACGAUGCACCAUGCCGCCUACGAUGGCUGGAGUACCACCAAUCUCUGGCGCAAUGUCCAAGAGGCUUACUACGACAUGAACCAAUCACCUAUUUUGGGACCGAAUCAUCUAAUUCGCUAUCUGGAUGAUCAAGGUGAGGCAGAGACCCUCGAAUUCUGGAAAAAUUUCCUCGAACCAGCGGCACCCCCAUCCUUCCCUGCUCUGCCCUCGGUUUGCUACCGCUCUGUGGCUGAUUCAGAGCUCACAUCAAACAUCCGAUUCUCGAUGCCUGCUCAAGCAGACAAUACGGUCGCGACCGUGCUGCAAGCUGCCUGGGGUAUGUUACUAUCUUUGCAUGAAGGGUCUCAGAACGUCACUUUCGGCGUCGUCGUCAGCGGACGUACAACCCCCAUCCCCAGUAUCGAGAAUAUGGUCGGUUCAACCAUCGCCAACUUCCCCUUCCGCGUGUCCUAUGAGCGUGAGCAGACAGUGGCUGAAUAUCUCGCUGCCAUCAAGAAGAGCACCACCGAUCUCAUCCCCUACCAGCAAGCGGGAUUCCAAAAUAUUCGAAAAGUCAGUCCAGAAGCUCGCGCCGCCUGUUCCUUGCGCACCCUAUUGGUGUUCCAAGCUACAGGAUCAGCAUCACUAAAUCUAGAUCUUGGUAUGGGCAUUGAACCAUUGCCCGUCACCGUUGCUGGAUUGUACACAUUCCCAAUCACCAUGACCUGUUCCCAAGAGUCCACAGGUAUCUCCGUCAAUGUCUCUUACGAUUCGCAUGUGAUUUCAUCUGCGCAAAUUCACCAGCUGCUCGGCCAGUUCGAACACUUGCUAGAUCUGUUUGCCAACCUACCCACCACAGCACCAAACACUCAGCUCAAGGAUAUCGAUCUCAUCAGCCCGUCGGAUAUGAACCAGAUCGCACAAUGGCACAUCAACGACAAGGUUGAACCAAAUGAGCGUACUAUCCAUGCCAUGAUUCAUGAUCAGGCCCUUGAGCGGCCAUCUGCAUCGGCCAUCUCCUCUUGGGACGGUACACUGACAUACUCCGAAUUGGACGAUCUCUCAGACCGUCUAGCCCAGCACCUUGUCGGGCUUGGUGUUCAACCAGAAAGCUACGUUGGCUUUGCGUUCUAUAAAUCUAUCUUCAGUAUUGUCGCCAUCGUUGCCAUUUUCAAGGCUGGUGGUAUCUGGACACCCCUCAAUCCCGCCCAUCCGCAGACUCGCCUUGCCUCAUUCCUGAGUCGGUUGUCAGCCUCGGUGAUGGUUACUAUCCCGAGCCUUACACACCUGUUUGCUGAGACAGGAGUCAAGAUGGUGACUGUUACCAAAGAAUCCCUUGAAGCACUGCCACCCCUUUUGCCUACUUACAGCGCUCCUACUGUUGUCUCUACGAAUGCAGCGUAUAUCAUGUUCACAUCUGGCAGUACCGGCGAACCAAAAGGUGUAGUGGUCGAACAUCGCAAUGCCUGCUCUGGUCUACCUGCACAAGCCGCAUUGCAGGGCAAGACAUCAACUUCACGCUACUUGCAAUUUGCUGCAUUCACUUGGGACUUCUGUGUUGGGGAGAUCUUUGCUAAUCUUGUCAGCGGUGGUUGCGUUUGCAUGCCCUCUGAAGAAGAUCGCCUCAACGACCUCGCUGGGGCCAUGACUCGUCUCAACAUCAAUCAAGCUUCACUGACACCAACGGUCGCAAGUCUCCUGUCACCCAGAGCCGUUAAACUCGAAACCCUUUCCCUCGGUGGCGAGGCUCUAACUCAAGAGCUCAUCAAUACCUGGGCAGACAGUGUGCGAUUGAUCAAUGUCUAUGGUCCCACAGAGUGCACUGUCUGGUGUACUGGAAAAUCAGGCCUCCGCCAUGGAGGCUCCCCAGCCAACAUUGGAUCUGGACUGAAUUGUUCCAUCUGGAUUGCAGAUAGUGAGAACUACAACCGCCUGAUGCCCAUAGGUGCUGUCGGUGAAAUCCUCGUGGAUGGACCUGUUGUUGCAAGAGGAUAUUUCAACGACCAAGUCGCAACCGACAAAGCCUUCCUGCAAGCCCCUGAUUGGGCGUUGCAGGCCAACUCCUCUCCUCGCCGUAUUUACGCUACUGGUGAUUUCGGAAUGUACGAACACGAUGGAACUAUUCGUGUCCUUGGUCGUCGAGAUGCGCAGGUCAAGUUGAAUGGACAACGUGUCGACCUUGGAGAGAUCGAUUUCCAACUUCACCGUAUCAUUGGUGGCUCUGCUUCGCCAGCAACCGAGGCCGUCAAACUGGAAAAUAGAGGCCGACCUUUCUUGAUUGCAUUUGUGCCCUUGACUGUUCCGAACCCAAUCGAUGAUUCUCUUUCCAUUCUCACUGGCGAAGAGGCUCAAGCUAGUCUGCAUGCAAUUGUUGAUGGAGUCCAGCGUGACCUUGCCAAGGUACUGCCUGAGUUUAUGAUUCCUCGUUUCUUCGUCCCUGUCAAUCGCAUUCCGACCUCAAGCAAUCUCAAGAUCGACCACAAAGCACUCCAUGCCCUCUGUGCCAGUUUGACGGUUCCCGACCUGACAAAGCUGGCUGUGGCCCCAGGACUGGGUGAGAUGCAUGAGCCUGCGACUGAAAAGGGCCUUACACUACGUGGGCUCUGGGCGCAAGUCUUGGAACUCAGCGAGAGCGACAUUUCUGGCCAAGACAGCUUCUCGGCUGUUGGGGGCGAUUCUAUGGCUGCUGUCAAGCUUGUUUCUCUGGCAAGAUCCCAUGGAUAUGCUCUCACAGCAGACAAGAUCCUGCAAAACCAAAUUCUCGACGACAUGGCCGUAUUGAUGGAUCCUAUCACUGCCGAUGACACAGCUGUCAUCCAGCCUCUGUCUUUGGUGCCAAAGGAGAAGGAUAUCGACCAACUUCAGAAGGAAGUUUCCACGCUUUGCAACCUCCCCAUCGAGUCUAUCGAGGAUAUCUAUCCGGCCACGCCCGCGCAGAUUGGCUUCCUCACGAUCUCUUUGACCCGCCCAGGUGUUACCUGUCUGAUGACAGCCUUUGAAGCGCCCGCGUCAGUUGAUCUUGAUCGUCUCAAGGCAGCCUGGGAACGCACCACCCAUGCUCAUGCGGUGCUCCGUACUCGUGUUGUCCAGCUUGCCGACGGAAGUUGGAUGCAGGUCGUUGAGAAGCCUUCACCAACUGCCUGGCGUUCUGCUCCUACAAUUCCGGCUUACUACGACCAGGAACUCCAGGAUGCGACCGGACCCGGAACACCUCUCAGUCGCGCUGGGUAUGUUAUCGAUGAAAAUACCGGCAAACGCUAUUUCAUCACCACUGCUUGCCACUCUACAUACGACGCUUGGGCAUACGCACUCCUGUUCGCUACCCUGGAACGAGAGUACUUGUAUGACGAUGCCAAUCAUGAGCCAGAAGUGCCCAUGAACCGCUUUGUUCGCUACCUGCAGAACAAGGACCAGGAUGCGCAGGAUGAAUUCUGGCGCUCCCAGCUAGCCGACUAUACUCCUCCACCCCCUCUCGCGACACCUCCUUCCGACCCAUCCCAGUGCGAGGCCAAUUCCAUCUGUGACCUUGAGGUACAUCUUGAACCUCACCGACUCCGUUCCGACAUCUCCAUGCCAACCGCCAUUUACGCCUCUUGGGCUCUUGCCCUUUGUCAAAUGCUGAAUGUCGAGGAUGUCACACUCCUUUUGACCCUGAGCGGACGUAACGCUCCUGUGGCGGAGAUUGAACAAAUCAUCGGACCCAUUCUCACGACCGUCCCGCUGCGCAUUCGCGUCGAUCCUCACAAGUCGAUCCAAAACCUGCUCCUCAACAUUGAGUCUCAAUGUCGAACCAUCAUUGCACACGAACAGUGCAGCAUCCCCCACAUUGAAACUCUUUCCGCUUCUGCUAAGCAGGCAUGUGAACUCGCGUUCGGAUUGACUGUCAACCCCUACAACCACCACAAAGCAGAUAUCGGCAGUGGAAUCGGCCUCGUUCGACCCCUGCGUCUACCCGUGGCAAACAGUCCCAAUCCGUUCUUCCUUGAUUGUGCUGUUUCCGACUUUGGAGUCGAUGCAUUUGCCCUGUUUGAUGAUCGCGUGGUCUCCAGAUCCCUUGUAAAGACGUUCUUCGCGCACUUUGAGAACAACCUCCGUCAUGUGACUGAGGGAGCGGGAGAUAUUCUUGUCAAAGAUAUUCAGAUGCAGUCAAGCUUGCUUGAGGAGGAUGGUCAGGUUCUGCGCAUGGUGACGCAAGCCUCCGGUUUGGGAUACGAUCCAGUCUCUAAGGAGGUCAUCAAUGUCUACGAGGCAUACCAGAAGGGCGGUGUCUUGGAGCAUGGUUUCAAGGCCUUGGAUGAAGGUGGCCGUGGAAGAGGACCUAUCAAGAGUCAGCAUGGGCAGUAUCUGAAGUAG